Messenger RNA from Bolinopsis microptera, 878 nucleotides. Its product is annotated as RWD domain-containing protein 1-like. The record is from RefSeq and is a predicted model, not a curated record. The coding region runs from base 23 to 781 and encodes 252 amino acids. The transcript is spliced from 7 exons. Gene Ontology annotation, biological process: cytoplasmic translation. Gene Ontology annotation, molecular function: protein binding. Lineage: Eukaryota; Metazoa; Ctenophora; Tentaculata; Lobata; Bolinopsidae.
UAUAACAAAUAAUUUGAGAUCAAUGGAGGAUUUACAGAUAAGUGGCCGCUCAUCAGUUUCAUCCUCCCGCCCAAGGCCAAAAGCAAAGACAUUGGGAGUCAACUUUUCUCAAAGAAAGAGGGAGAAGUCGGAACCAGGCAAAAACCCAAAAAAAGUGACUAUUUCUAAAGAUUCCAGAGCUUCCACAACUUAUCUGACCAGUCCCAGUGGGGCUGAAAAACGUGGCAAUCCACUGCUCUGUUCUUCUGACAUUUUGGACAGACUUUCUCGGUCCCUUCCACCCUCACAGAACAUUAACUAUGAACAAGAUCUUCCUGUUAAGGAUUCAGUGGUAAUGAAACCUAACUUCUCUGCACGAAAUGAGGGCAGGGAUCAGGCAGCUACUAAGAUUCAGAGACAUUGGAGAAAAUACCAGGAAGAUAGGAAGAGGAAAGAGACUGCUGACGAGAAUCAGAACAUAUUUAAGAUGAGUGAAGAGUUGAAGGAGAUGCUGGCUCAGGAACGGAAGAAGGUGCUUGCGGAUCGUGAGAAAGAAAGCACAGCAAAAGUUAAAAGUAGAGUUGACGUAGAGAAAAAGAAAAGAGAGGCCAGACUAAAAGCAAUCGAGGAACUCAAUAAAAAACGUGAGGAGAAGAGAAAGUUGCAGCAACAAAUUUUACAAGAAGAACUUCAACUCACGACCGAGACCAAUAAAACGAAACGAAAGAUCGUCAAGAGGGCUGUCACUCCGAAGACGGGCAUCAACAAAAAUUCCCCUCCUAAAAGGAAGUCCAAAACGUAAAGCAGAAGGGGUCAGAAACGAAAUUGGAAGAUACAACUAAAACAGAUGCAACAGAUACAACAUAUGACAACCUUGUAGAGGAGAUAUUCCUCACAAA